Molecule: messenger RNA, 1501 nt
Organism: Oncorhynchus keta (chum salmon)
Lineage: Eukaryota; Metazoa; Chordata; Actinopteri; Salmoniformes; Salmonidae
Product: calcineurin B homologous protein 1-like
Exons: 8
Coding region: 361-1032 (223 amino acids)
Molecular function (GO): calcium ion binding
Source: RefSeq, a predicted model, not a curated record
CCCCCCCUGACCUCUCCACAGUGCUGAACAGAGCAAACUGACAGCUCUCCGGUCAGCUGUUUCACAGGCUAACUCGGAAUAAUCAUUUUAAAAAUACGAUUACAAGGAAAUUAUUAACGGUAGAAAAUUUGUUUUCAACGUUAGACUAUCUAAACGUUGCGAAAUUUGCUAGCUUGCUUCGUGUAUAAUCCAGUUUUUUAUUUUCUCUGUCUCUCUCUUCCGCUACUUAGCACGAAUCAGCAAACGUUAGCUAACAAAUCUCUUCGAAACCUGCGUCAAACAACUUGUUCGCGUAACUAGUGAUUUUUUAAAAAUUGUAUUAUUAUUUUUUCGCUUUUGUUGUGAAGGAAGGACUUUACAAUGGGAUCCAGAGCAUCGACAUUACUGAGAGAAGAGGAGAUUGAAGAAAUCAAAAAGGAGACCGGCUUUUCCCACAGCCAGAUCACCCGGCUCUACAGUCGCUUCACCAGCUUGGACAAAGGAGAGAACGGCACACUCAGUCGGGAAGAUUUCCAACGGAUCCCAGAGUUGGCCAUCAACCCUCUGGGAGACAGAAUCAUCAAUGCCUUCUUUCCCGAGGGAGAGGACCAGGUGAACUUCAGGGGCUUCAUGAGAACCCUGGCUCACUUCCGUCCUAUAGAAGACAACGAGAAGAACAAGGACCCCACUGCCUCUGAACCUCUCAACAGCAGGACCAAUAAGCUGCUCUUUGCUUUCCAGCUGUACGACCUGGACAGAGAUGAUAAGAUCUCCCGUGACGAGCUGCUGCAGGUUCUUAGGAUGAUGGUUGGUGUGAACGUGAUUUUAUUCCAGGUUCUUAGGAUGAUGGUUGGUGUGAACGUGAUUUUAUUCCAGGUUCUUAGGAUGAUGGUUGGUGUGAACAUCUCUGACGAGCAGCUGGGCAGCAUCGCUGAUAGGACCAUCCAGGAGGCCGACCAGAAUGGAGACAACUCCAUUUCCUUUAAUGAGUUCAUCAAGGUUCUGGAGAAGGUAGAUGUUGAACAGAAGAUGAGCAUCCGCUUCCUGCACUGAGACACUGAUUGGUUGCACUUCCUGACAGGACGGUCUCUCUGAUUGGCUGGAUAUUUUACUACCACCACCAUGCCCGCUGGAACAUGACCUAAGCUGUGUCUCCCUCUCUGUCUCCUCCUCCUCCAUACAGUACUAGCCCCUCCCUCUCUCUGUCUCCUCCUCCAUACAGUACUAGCCCCUCCCUCUCUCUGUCUCCUCCUCCUCCAUACAGUACUAUGCUAUCUCUCUGUCUCCUCCUCCACCAUACAGUACUAUGCUAUCUCUCUGUCUCCUCCUCCACCAUACAGUACUAUGCUAUCUCUCUGUCCCCUCCUCCACCAUACAGUACUAUGCUAUCUCUGUCUCUCUGUCUCCUCCUCCACCAUACAGUACUAUGCUAUCUCUCUGUCUCCUCCUCCACCAUACAGUACUAGCCCCUCCCUCUCUCUGUCUCCUCCUCCACCAUACAGUACUAUCUCUCUGUCUCCUC